CCAAGACUAUCCUACUUCUCUAUUUAUUCAUUUCUCCUAAACCCUAUGCCUAUUAAGCUUUCCAAGUACCCCUCCAUUUUCCUCAUUUACGUUCUUUUAUAUUCCCUGUAAGCCAAAAUUCUGUUUCUCCAUAUGCCCAAUAUCAGUUUUUGUUGAAUACCCAUCUUACAGGAAGAGAUCAAAAUGUCCCUGGAACUUGGUUUUCUGGCGCUUCGAUCUCCUUUGUUGAGCUUCGAAGCAUUUCUCUGGGCUGUUCUUUUGGUGGGAACCGUUGCCUUUUGGUUUUCUCCUGGGGGGAUUGCAUGGGCUCGCUUCAGGUCUAAGGCCAGUUUUGCAAUCCCUGGUCCUCUGGGCUUCCCAUUCCUCGGCUUGCUCACUGUAUUCACUGGCUCCACCCCUCAUCGAGCCCUGUCUAAACUGGCUAAAACCCUUAACGCAGUGAAGUUGAUGGCUUUCUCUGUGGGAUGCACUCGGUUUGUCAUUUCCAGUGACCCUGAAACUGCAAGGGAUAUUCUCAACAACUCAGCUUUUGCUGAUAGGCCCGUGAAGGAGUCUGCCUACGAGCUUUUGUUUCACAGAGCAAUGGGGUUUGCUCCGUAUGGUGAUUACUGGAGGGAUUUGAGACGAAUCUCAGCCACCCAUUUAUUCAGUCCCAAGAGGAUCGCUGGCUUCGAAGGAUUAAGGCGUGAGAUUGGUAUCAAAAUGGGGGAGGAGAUAAAGUGUUCGAUGGAAUCAAAAGGUGAGGUUUUCAUAAGGAGGGUACUUCAUUUGGGAUCGUUGAGCUCAGUGAUGGCAACCGUCUUUGGUAAAAGAUACGACUUUGAGAACCCUGGAUUAGAAGGGCUACAACUUGAGGAGCUAGUGAGUGAAGGGUACGAGUUGUUGGGGAUAUUCAAUUGGAGCGAUCAUUUCCCUCUUCUUGGCUUGCUUGAUUUCCAAGGAGUGAGGAAAAGAUGUAGGAUUUUGGCUUCGAAAGUUAAUGUUUUUGUCAGUAAUAUCAUCGAAGAACAUGCAUUAAAAAGGGUUAAUGGUGGCUUGGAAGAUGAUGGCAAUAAAGUUGGGGACUUCGUUGAUGUAUUGCUUGAUUUAGAAAAACAUGAAAAACUCAAUAACUCUGAUAUGAUUGCUGUUUUAUGGGAGAUGAUCUUCAGGGGGACUGAUACGGUGGCAAUCUUGCUAGAAUGGAUCCUAGCGAGGAUCGUUUUACACCCAGAAAUCCAAGCCAAGGCUCAGGCCGAGAUCGAUGCUGUUGUUGAAGGAUCCAAGCAGGUGUCAGAUUCUGACAUUCAUAACAUGCCUUACCUUCAAGCCAUUGUGAAGGAGACUCUUCGGGUGCACCCACCGGGACCUCUUCUUUCAUGGGCUCGCCUUGCAAUCCACGACGUUCACGUUGGCGAUCUUUUGGUUCCAGCAGGCACCACAGCAAUGGUGAACAUGUGGGCAAUCACUCAUAACGAAGACGUUUGGGAAGAUGCUGUAAAAUUCAGACCGGAGCGGUUCAUGGAAGAAGAAGUGAGUGUUAUGGGGUCUGAUCUGAGGGUGGCUCCCUUUGGGUCAGGUAGGAGGGUGUGCCCGGGGAAAGCCAUGGGUCUGGCGACGGUUCAUCUAUGGUUGGUUCAGUUACUUAAAGGAUUCAAAUGGGUUCCUUGUGAGGAUGGAGAAGUGGACUUGACUGAACAUUUGAAACUCUCCAUGGAAAUGAAGAAGCCUUUGGUUUGCAAGGCCAUACCAAGGCCUUGUUGAAACUCUCUUCUGGUGCAUGCCUUGGAUUGGACUUUGGCAAAUUCUAAGGAUUUCCUCUAGUUUCAUUUAGGUCCUUUUUUAGGGUUUUAUUUUAGCCAUAAUAUUAUAUUGGGUAACUAUAUUAUAGUUACCCAACAAUCAAAACUUUUUCAUUUUAGGCUUUUAAAAUAAUCAAUUUGCAAUUUAGGCGCGCACUUUACACAA
Molecule: messenger RNA, 1947 nt
Organism: Gossypium arboreum
Lineage: Eukaryota; Viridiplantae; Streptophyta; Magnoliopsida; Malvales; Malvaceae
Product: cytochrome P450 78A5
Exons: 2
Coding region: 184-1743 (519 amino acids)
Molecular function (GO): iron ion binding; heme binding; monooxygenase activity
Source: RefSeq, a predicted model, not a curated record